Molecule: messenger RNA, 1269 nt
Organism: Fraxinus pennsylvanica
Lineage: Eukaryota; Viridiplantae; Streptophyta; Magnoliopsida; Lamiales; Oleaceae
Source: the annotation of a GenBank genome assembly
AUGCCGGCCACGACCGACGGUCAAGGUUCCUUCCUCAACCGGAUAAGUAUCCGCCGGAACCAGGUGGUGGCUAUGGAAAAUCACGAUCAAGAACUCGAAGACCUUGAAUUCUUUCAAAAGCAUAUUGCUGACCGAUUCUCCCACAUCCUUUCCACCCCCUCCGCCGCAUCAACCACCGCCAGUAACUCAAAUGAUCCUUCCUCCGCUGCCACCGAUUCCCCUAGUGCAGCACUUGAGAGUGGCACCCCUUCGCUCCUUUCAAUCUCGUGGUUCCGUAACCUUCUUGAUACUUAUCUUUGCUGCGAGGCUGAAUUCAAGGCUGUUUUGGUAAUGGGUCGUGACCCGACCCAAUUUACGAAGACUCCGCUCGAUAAACUCAUCCCUGACCUCCUUGAUCGCUCUGUGAAGGCGCUUGAUAUUUGUAACGCAGUCACACACGGUGUUGAGCUGGUCCGCCACUGGCAGAAGCUGGCCGAGAUUGCCGUCACGGCGUUGCAACAGAAUCUCAUCGGCGAAGGCCAGGUCCGGCGCGCCAAAAAGGCCCUCACAACCCUUCUCACUUCAAUGGUGCUUGAUGACAAAGAAAAUGCAAAUACCAAUAACCACGGAAAGUCAACAGAACGAGCUUGGUCAUUCGGCCGUCGCGGCAGCGGAUCUGGAAAUAGCAAUAAGGACCGGUCCACCGGAAACUUCCGGUCUUUAUCCUGGUCCGUGGCGAAACAAUGGUCCGCUGCCAAACAGAUUCAGGCCAUGUCAUCCAAUCUCGCUGCGCCACGUGGUGGAGAGUCAACCGGACUGGCCAUGCCGGUUUAUAUUAUGAGCACGGUUUUAGUAUUUGUGAUGUGGGCUUUGGUGGCAGCAAUUCCAUGCCAAGAGAGGACUGGGCUUGCGACCCAUUUUGUUGUUCCCAAGCAGUUGGGCUGGGCCCAGCCCAUGAUUGGGCUUCAAGAGAAAAUUGGAGAGGAGUGGAAGAAGAAGAAGGAGAAAGGGACUGCUGGAUUGCUUGAAGAGUUGCAAAAAAUGGAAAAGGUGGCUCAAUCCCUAGUCGAUUUUGCCGACUCGUUCCAAUUUCCAUUAGAGGAGGAGAAGUUGGCCGAGGUGGCAAUGCAGGUCGAGGAGCUGGCCGAGAUCUGUCGUAAAAUGGAAGAAGGGCUCGUGCCGCUGCAGCUACAGGUUAGAGAGGUGUUUCAUAGGAUUGUGAGGAGUAGGGCCGAGGUUCUUGAUCUUCUUGAUCAAGCUGGUAAAUUAUCCACACCAGUUCCAUAUUGA